AUGGCGGUGAAUAUGGGCUUCUUGCCCACCAUUAAGUGUUCUAACUGUGGGCAUGAUGUUGACAUUGUUUCCAUGGCUGAGCACGAGUGUGACGGUGCUGCCGUCAGCCCUGUACUUGCGCCUCCAACACCACCACUUUCUGCAGACCUCGACUCCCCAGAAAAAUCAGAAACAUAUAUGCCAGCCAAGCUCGGUCGUUCAGCAAUGCCACAUCGAAUUGAUCCCUCUGUCGCAAACCGUCCAUUCCUACAACCAAAUGUUCCUACACCUGCAAGCAGUAUUGAAUCACAUAUACCCUCACCUUUGUCCAUCUCACCACAACCCGGCUCUUCGGAAGUUGCUACCGAUGCGAUCAACUUGGAUUCAGUGCUUUCCUUCCCCAUGCCAGGAAAUAGGUCACCGACUCUCGUAGGCACCCGGGGUCUAUACUCUGAUUCGCCUCCGGAAAAUGUGCGACUAUCGUCAAGUCUUCCUCACCAACGUACGGAUUCUCUUGCCAGUCACAGCAGCUACCGUACGUCCUCGGCAAGUACUCAACAUGGCAGCUCCACGGCGAGAUCAUCCACAACCAGCUUUUCCCGAGGAUUUCGUUCUAUCAUGGAAGAUGACACCCCACCAGUACCACCUGCGCCACUUCGAACACCCAAGGACUCUUUCCCUAGAGACUCCAAUCUGUCCGUUGGGUCCCGAAAUGGUCGUGGUGAAACCUACAGUGGCUUUGAUUUCGGUAUCACGGCAGAUAUCCCUCUAGGCAGCUUGCAUGAUUCACCGGCGGAAAAAUGUUUGACAGAACAAUCCAGAGAUGAGGGUCAUGACUCUCCGCCGUCUCAGCAUUCUCUACACCAUUCACCCACAGAAUCUGGCAUCGAUGCACCAAGAAGGGAGUCGGAUGCAUCAAGCGAGAGAUUGUCAAUCACGAGUUUCGCACGUACCUUGGGCUUGGAGGAUCACAUUCCCAAGACCGAGAGCUCGAUAUCAUCGGACUCGUCCCCAUCAGACUCGUCUCCGUCACGCACUCGCAGUGGGAGCUCUAUGUCCAGCCUCCCCUCUGACUUUAGCCUCAAUCAAGACAAAACUUCGGAUACUUCUGACUUGAGUCCUUUAGCGGAAGAAGCCCCUCUAAAAACGCGACUGACGGUUUUGGAAGUACCCAAUCAAGCACAAAGCGCGGGUGUUCCACCUAUUCCGGCUGUAUUUUUCAGUCCAGACUCCCCGACUGAUCCGACCAUCAACCAAGGCGGCCUGUCCUUGGUUGUCGAAAAGCGAGAGCAAAGGUCACUGAUAGAACCGCCCCUAGAACCCUCGUCACCAAGACGGCCAAUGCAAAGAUCAGCCACUGCACCAAUUCCUCGUCCACAAAGUCGUUCCACGACACGGUCGAAGGGUCAAUGCAAGGGAUGUGGCGAGGAGAUCACCGGCAAAUCCAUUUCUUCAUCAGACGGUCGUCUCACGGGGCGAUAUCACCGCGGCUGCUUCGUCUGCUUCGAGUGUCAUUCCUCUUUCCCCACAGCCGACUUCUAUGUUCUCAAUAAUCGGCCUUAUUGCGCGCAGCAUUACCACGAGCGUAACGGGUCUCUAUGCUCCACCUGUCAUACCGGCAUUGAAGGCCAGUAUCUGGAAACCGUUGGACGGGAUCCCAGACAGGUGAAUCGUCGUCGAUUCCACCCGACAUGUUUGCAAUGUCGAACAUGUCAUGUGUUGCUCAAUGGUGAUUACUUUGAAUGGAAUGGGGAAGUUUUUUGUGAAAGGGACGCCCGUCGCGCUGCAGCUGCCUCAUACGGUCCUCCACCUCAUGGUCGUCGACGACCUACAAUCGGCGCUUCUCCUCUGUCCCAGUCACGCCGAUAUCCACCUCCAGGACAAGGACAACCCCAUCCAUCUUCUUUGGCACCAGAUCAGGGACUCAGACCUGGUCCACGCAAUCCUCCUCCAGGUGGGGCUAAGCGCUUCCCUGAGCGACGGACGACUAGGCUCAUGAUGAUCUGA
Molecule: messenger RNA, 1986 nt
Organism: Penicillium taxi
Lineage: Eukaryota; Fungi; Ascomycota; Eurotiomycetes; Eurotiales; Aspergillaceae
Product: LIM domain-containing protein
Exons: 2
Coding region: 1-1986 (661 amino acids)
Source: RefSeq, a predicted model, not a curated record